Molecule: messenger RNA, 2005 nt
Organism: Gekko japonicus
Lineage: Eukaryota; Metazoa; Chordata; Lepidosauria; Squamata; Gekkonidae
Product: DNA-directed RNA polymerase II subunit 1-like
Exons: 2
Coding region: 135-1520 (461 amino acids)
Source: RefSeq, a predicted model, not a curated record
CAGCAAGAACUUUGGAGAAAAAGCAGCAGCAGCUUCACAGCCAUAUUGCCCAAAGGCCAUCGCGCAGGGGGGGUCUCCCGUCUUUGCAGCACUGCUGAACAGAGUACAGCCUGCCUGUUGAGUGGAUAAUAACCAUGAAGAGAAUGUUCCCAGUGACCUGCUGGAUAGCAGUUCUAUUUAUCCUGCUACUGACUGAUGACGCCCUUUCCAGAAUACCAAAGUUCCGUUUCAAUUUCGGGUUCAGGUCUGGCAGGAGUUCUUCCCACAGCAAAACAAAGCUUGGUUCUAGCAAGCCUGGUUCCUUAUCCUGGAAACCUGCUUUGCACAACCCUGAUUUCUCCCCCAUCAACCUUGGUCCAAAAAAGCCUCGGUCCUUUUUAAGAGCGUCUGACCUCUCCACAGACAUGACUAACAUCUCUGCAAUCUUCAUUCGAAGACAGACUGAGUCCUCCACAAACAAACCUGGUUCGUCCAGAGUCAAACCUGGCUUCCGCACAGAGAACCACCCCUACAACCCUAUUUACUCCCUACACAACCCUGCCUAUGUGCAGGAUUCUAACUUCUUCCCAAACAUGCCUAAUGUCUCCCAAAUCAUGUCUUAUGACUCCAGAGUACGAGACCUUCUCCAGAGAGUGCGUGAACUCUCCCGAAAUAAACCUGGCUCAUCCACGGUCAGAUCUGACUCUUCCACAGGAAAACCCCACCACCGGCCUGCCUAUGUGCAAGAUUCUGACUUCUUCCCAAACAUGCCUAAUAUCUCUGCAAUCUUCAUUCGAAGACGGCCUGAGGCUUCCCCAUCCAAACCUGGUUCAUCCCAAGUCAAACCUGGCUUCCCCACAGAGAACCACCCCUACAACUCUAUUUACCCCCUACACAACCCUGCCUAUGUGCAAGACUCUGACUUCUCCCCAAGCAUGCCUAAUGUCUCCCAAAUCAUGUCUUCUGCCUCUACAGUACAAGACCUUCUCCAGAAAGUGUAUGGACUCUCCCCAAAUAAACCUGGCUCAUCCACGGUCAGAUCUGACUCCUCCACAGGAAAAACCCACCACCGGCCUGCCUAUGUGCAAAAUCCUGAUUUCUUCCAAAAAAUGCUUAAUGUCUCCCAAAUCACGUCUUCUGCCUGCAGUGUACAAGACCUUCUCCAGAAAGUGUGUCAACUUUCCCCAAAUAAACCUGGCUCAUCCAUGGUCAGAUAUGGCUCCUCUGUAGAAGAAUUCAACCACCGGCUUGCCCAUGUGCAAAAUUCAGACUUCUUCCAAAAAAUGCUUAAUGUCUCCAAAAUCACAUCUUCUGCCUCCAGUUUACAAGACCUUCUCCAGAAAGUGCGUGCACUCUUCCCAAAUAAACCUGGUUCAUCCACGGUCAGAUCUGGCUCCUCCACAGGAAAACCCCACCACCAGCCUACCUAUGUGCAGGAUUCUAACUUCUUCCCAAACAUGCCUAAUGUCUCCCAAAUCAUGUCUUCUGCCUCCAGAGUACGAGACCUUCUCCAGAGAGUACGUGAACUCUCCCCAAAUUAACCUGGCUCAUCCACGGUCAGAUCUGGGUUCUCCACAGGAAAACCCCACCACCGGCCUGCCUAUGUGCAAGAUUCUGACUUCUCCCCAAGCAUGGUUAAUGUCUCCCAAAUCAUGUCUUCUGCCUCCAGAGCACAAGACCUUCUCCAGAAAGUCUGUGCACUCUUCCCAAUUAAACCUGGCUCAUCCACGGUCAGAUCUGGCUCCUCCACAGGAAUGCUCCACCACCGAACUGCCUAUGUGCAAGAUUCUGACUUCUCCCCAAACAUGCCUAAUGUCUCUCAAAUCACGUCUUCUGCCUCCAGAGCACAAGACCUUCUCCAGAAAGUGCGCGAACUCUCCCCAAAUUAACCUGGCUCAUCCAUGGUCAGAUCUGGCUCCUCCACAGGAAAACCCUGCCUAUGUGCAAGAUUCUGACUUCUCCCCAAAAAUAGUAAUAUAAAUGGUAACAGCCCAAGACAACUAGUAAACUGGAAAACAGGCUGACA